ACUCAGCAUGACAUAACAAACAUGUCCGUCUGUUUAUACUCACUUAGUCGGAGUCUGGCAACAACAAACAAUACACAGUCACUGGUCCGGUGGCUGUUUAUGAUAAAUAUGACCCCUUUGGUCGAUUUUUAACUUUCUGACAUUGUCGUAAAGUGACUAGAGAUUGGAUAUACCUUCUAUUUUUCACCGUACAAUUUGCCAGGGUUGGUUUGGUAUACUUUUUUCGUUGUUUCCGCACGGUUCGCCAGUGAUUUUUGAUUGUGAAUGUUUGUGACGAUGAAAAUUAGUGAUAAAAGAGUUCAAAUCAUUUAAAUAACUCAAAGGAAUAAACAAGGAAAUCCUCUCUUCGCUUGCCUUAAUCAAUGCUUUGACCUCGAAUUGGAAACAAAGAACCUCUUCGAAAAGACGCUAUGUCUGAUUUUAUAUUUUCAAUUUGCAAUUUUUUUCUAUAAAAUUAUUUUGCAAAGAAGAUAUUGAAGAUUGUGAGUUGUGAAAUUCCAAUGGAAAUCAUGAUCUUUCCGAAUCACGACCAUACUGACCACGGCACAAAUACCAACAUAUCUCAAUCGAACUCGACUAGCUCGGAGACGAUAUUAUUGGAAUUUAACCAUCACAUACUCCUUGAUAGACUCCCAAAUACGAUCAUAAUGAUGUUGUUGAUGUUUUUUGGUGUCAUUGGUAACUCUAUCGUUCUCUAUGUUUACCUUUCAAGGCUAUCCCAUUGGAACGUGGAGCGGUACUUCAUCCCUUUUCUUGCAAUGGUGGAUUUUGCCGCCUGUGUGAUAGGACCUACCUUCUCGCUGUUAGAAAAUUUGUAUUCGGUCACAUUUCCUUCAGCCAUCGUCUGCAAGACAAUGUGGUAUGCGACAUGCUUAACCAGUGGAAUUUCAGUUUCCAUUUUAUUCAUCGUGGCCAUUAACCGAUACCUUAAACUUUGCAGACCUCAUAGCAGACAGAUGACUAUACACCACAAACGAAUCUUCAUGGCGGUCAUGUUAAGUAUUGUGUCUUUAAUUCUAACACCUAUGGUGUUCUUUGUGGAAUUGCAAUACAUAAAUUUUACGUAUAAAAAUGAGACCUUUAUAGGAGUAACUUGUGCUCCCCACAAUCCAGAACAGACUUUUGAGGAAACUAUUUAUUUUGGGUGCAUGUUUGGCAUCAUCUCCGGCAUUAUAAUUGUGACGGCUAUUCUUUACGUAGCCGUUGGUAAGGUGGUAUUCAAAAGGCUCCGAAAGACGAGAAAAGGUUCGGUCCCUCCAAGUCCGCGAUUGGUACACCACCAAAUAAAUCUAGAUCGCAGUAAUUCCGUAUUUUCAGUGCUUGCUGCAGUGACUUCAAUUAAAAAAGAUAACAGUAAUGAUGUUUCAAAUGUUUCAAAUUCAGGAAGAGAUUUAGAAUCUACAAGUCGAUCCGUCGAUCUGCUGCGUUCUAACCAAGGGACGUACAGACAAUACAGACUGAACUUUUACAUCAUGUUUUUGACAAUUUUCAUCUGUAAUACUGUGUCAUUUGUGCCAUCCAUGGUGUAUCUUUUCUUGAACGAAAGCGAUGUCGAAUUCUGGUUCACUCAUGACCUACUUGUGUUAAACAUCCAUUUAACUGUACAUAGAAUGUUUGUGAUCAACCACGUGCUGAACCCUUUUAUAUACGGGUAUUUUGACCUCACUUUCAGGAAACACGUGAUUGCAACUUUUCGGAAACUGGCUCGGAGGCCACUACCUGACAGACAAUUAAGCACGAGUUAAUGAAGUUCAAUCUAAUUAUACCUUAAUCGUCGUUUUAUUAUAACUAGUAAACUACUAGUAUUUUCCUUUCACGACAAUGAUUUCGUUCCAGCUUUUAGGGUAGGA
Messenger RNA from Saccostrea cuccullata (small rock oyster), 1850 nucleotides. RefSeq names its product neuropeptide receptor npr-1-like. Gene Ontology annotation, biological process: G protein-coupled receptor signaling pathway. The record is from RefSeq and is a predicted model, not a curated record. Bases 501 to 1745 code for a protein of 414 amino acids. Lineage: Eukaryota; Metazoa; Mollusca; Bivalvia; Ostreida; Ostreidae. The transcript has a single exon. Gene Ontology annotation, cellular component: membrane. Gene Ontology annotation, molecular function: G protein-coupled receptor activity.